Cydia splendana is the source of this 3560-nucleotide messenger RNA. Its product is annotated as purine nucleoside phosphorylase-like. Gene Ontology annotation, cellular component: cytoplasm. Lineage: Eukaryota; Metazoa; Arthropoda; Insecta; Lepidoptera; Tortricidae. The transcript has 6 exons. Gene Ontology annotation, molecular function: purine-nucleoside phosphorylase activity. The record is from RefSeq and is a predicted model, not a curated record. Gene Ontology annotation, biological process: nucleoside metabolic process. Bases 62 to 1051 code for a protein of 329 amino acids.
CUCGGACAUCGAACGAUACAGAACCGCUCGAUCUUAUCUCGAAACAUAUCUAGACGUAAACAUGGCUCCAGUUAAUGAAAAAGUGUUAAAUGACGAGGAAUACGUUCCUGCGAAGAAAGCCCUGCCUGAAUUGAACUCGGAUAAUGUAAAUGGCAAUGGAAAUAAGGCCAGCUCAUAUUCGUACGAGACCCUGGUGGAAACCGCCAACUUCCUUCUAUCCAGAACCUCUGUUCGGCCUCACAUCGGUAUCAUCUGCGGGUCAGGGUUGGGUGCGUAUUGGAAAGAGGGCUCAUUAGCAGAACACAUAGAAGACCCAGACAGUGUAGACUAUGAAGAAAUUCCCAACUUCCCCGUGAGUACGGUGGAGGGACAUCACGGCAGACUGGUGUUCGGCAAGAUAUCGGGCGUCCCAGUGGUCGCCAUGCAAGGCAGAUUCCACUAUUAUGAAGGCUACCCACUUUGGAUGUGCUGUCUACCGAUUCGCGUGAUGAAGCUCCUGGGAGUAAAAACGUUGAUCGCUACCAAUGCAGCUGGUGGUCUCAACCCUAACUACAAAAUCGGAGACCUCAUGAUUGUGAAGGACCACAUCAACAUGAUGGGCUUCGCUGGAAACAAUCCCCUCCACGGACCCAACGACGAGAGAUUUGGACCUCGCUUCCCUCCGAUGAACAAGGCGUACAAUUUGGAAUAUAGGAAAAUAGCUAAAGAAGUAGCGAAGGAACUGAACAUAGAAAACAUCGUACGCGAAGGCGUAUACACCUGCCUCGGAGGCCCUAACUUCGAAACUGUAGCAGAAUUGAAGAUGUUGCAAAUGGUGGGAGUCGACACAGUCGGCAUGUCGACAGUACAUGAGGUUAUCAUCGCCCGCCACUGCGACAUGAAAGUAUUCGGUCUGUCGCUGGUGACCAACGAGUGCGUGACGUGCGAGGACGCAACAGACGAAGCGAACCACGAUGAGGUGCUCGACGUCGGCCGCAUGCGGCAGGACAUCCUACGCAAAUACGUCUCCAAACUUGUUCAGAGAUUCGCCGCGGUAGAUGGCUUAAAUUGAGUCUCAUCUUACUUCAACAAUUGAAAUAUCUGGUCAGCGGUGAAGGAACUGACCAAACGGCGAUAAUUUCCAAACUUGGAAACGCCGCCUCAGUUGAUUAAACGUAGUUCCUCAUUAAUGCUUCGAAUAUCAGUAGGUAUAACAAAAAAUGUCUAUGGCCAACCACCGUAUAGCAGUUGCUAAUAUACGAAAAAUACUCUUAUAAGAUCUAGGUACACUACCUUUGUAUGUCGCGGCCCUGCCAUCCUCGAUCUCCUAGAUCCAUCUGAAGUAACGCUUAAGAUUAAGCACUCUCAAUCUGGCUGUGAAUGUUAGCAAAAUGGUUAGAAGAAACCUGCGGUACAAAACAUGACAAACUGUUCACUGUUUCUUGGUAAAACCUCGAAAUUCAUAAUAAUUUUAUAAUUUUAUAUCAUCAGUAAUUUAUCCCAAAUACAGGAUGUAAUUUUAGUCACUAUCCAUACUCUGCUUAGUGACUUUAGAGGUCACACUGCAUGAACAGCUUUUAUUAUAAAGUCCCAAUAGUCUAAUAAAACAGGGCCUUCUCUUCCCAGAGAGUUUAUAUAGCGCUAUUGCAUAUUAUUAUAUAGCGCUGUCGCAUACUGACGUAGGUUUGUGUCAGUCACGUGGUCGGAAGAGAGUACCAGGCGGAGUACAUUAUUAUACCAUGGCUGUCCCUUAGAAAUCAGCGGGAUCACAUGAGCCGGAGCCCGAAAUAAAAAAUCUAUAUGAAAAAAAGCCAAUUUUUUUGCGCGAUUUCGAUAUUGGUCCCAUAAUAAAAGUCGCUCAGUAUAAUAUAUUGUCACUACUCAAAUUUCAACCAUUAGGUACAUGGAAUACACCUAAGGUGUAACUUUCAGAUCAUAACUGGUGUUAACUCAACGUGACUUCUACACGUGAGGCAUUGCUUUCUGUAUGCACCAUCCAAUUGUCUUGUUAUCAGAUUGGGUCGUUCGGGUCAAAGCAACAUGUUGUGAACCGAUAAUUCUCAUGUGACACUAGGCGAUUACCUGGUCUUGCCAUGAUGAAGUUACAUAGUAAAAAUAUGGGUGUUGCCAACUUAUUCAAAAAUAUGUCCCAUAGUUCUUAAUCCGCUGACAUAAGAGCUAUGGGACAUAUUAUUGAGAUGAUUUGUGCACCCAUAUUUAUACAGUUGACUGUACCUAAUUAAAUAUUGAGUCGUAUACAUAAAUUUAAUGAUAAAAACUCGAAGAUCGAUGUUUUUAAUAUUUAAGUAUAUCGACAGAUUUAAAAUUAUAAUUUUGAAAGUGAAUUUAAAUGCAUUUUUAGAUUAUAUACAUUUUUUGAAUAAUUUAAAAAUGUGUUCUUGUUUAUGAUCGUGAUUGUGGGGCAAAAAAUAAUUUAUAAAGUUAAAUUGAAGCAGUUGUGUUUACGUUUACUCUAUUAUUAAAAUAAUGCAAACAAACAAAACCAUGUGACUUGAUCGUUCAAUGAGGUACCUACAUUUUUGUAAAUAUACGAUACUGAUUUGAUUGAUUUGCCAAUCGACCUAGUCGCGGGGUUUCGUAUGUUUACAUUUUUAAAGGUCCCAAUGGACUAUAUAGCAGCAGUUUCUGUUAGUUAGGCCUAUUAAAACUCUUAAGAAUAUAAUUUAGACAGAUAGUAUAAGUAAAUAAAUUAUUAGGAUUAAGCAUAUAAGCAGAUAUUUAUUGUAAAUUUUAUAUAUGUCUUGAAUGAUAUAAAUAAAUAUUUUAAGAUUGUACCUAUAUUCUUGGCUGUAUUUUACCCAGUUAAAAUAGCAAUUACGUACAAAAUGACUAUAUGAAAAAAUGGGUUGUAUGGGUUAAUUAGUAAUUAUGCUGAAAAAUCAAUAACAUUUCAAACACAGUACAAAUAUUUUAGAACAUUUAUAUUGUACUGCAUUUUAAACAGUUUUUGGCGUAAGUAUUAACUUCACUUUACUUGUUAAUAUAGGAUUAACGUGAGACCUUUACUGUAUUUUAAUCAGUAGUCUCAAAAUUCACAGCCGACAACUUUAUUACUGCAGUUUAGUUAGUUUUACCUCAAUAAUUUACUAAAUUCUUCUGAUUUACUGUACAUGGAUUGCUCGAGUUUUAUAUGUUCCCAUUAUCAUAAUCGCACGUGGACUAUAUACAUGUGUGCGUCUUGACAUGGUGGUCCAAGAUCAAGAAAAAACAAAAAAUCGCAAAAGUAGCACUUACUGUUGUUUAAGUCAUGCACGGCAGAAUUGGUAGUGUAAGGUUGACGCUCACCUAUCACCGACGCGUCAACUAAGGUUUUAAAAUAUUUUAAUAUUCUAAGAAUUCGUAUUAUGUAUUGCAAGUGAUGCGAAGUGGGCUAUUAAAAGCAAACUAAAUAGAUGGAUAAGCGAAUUAAAUAGAUGGAUGGGUCUGUAAAAAUUUUCUUGUGAUUCAAGUGUCAAGAUUUAUGCAUUUAAAUAGUUACUUAUUUUCUUCUUUGAUUAUAAUAUUAUUUGUAGCUAAAAUAGAGCAAUUUAUUAUUUUCUAAUAAAACUAUCUUUAAUUAU